CGGCACCAGCCGUUUACAUCAUUCCGAUCUACUGAUUGAUUGAUCAUCAAUCAUCACAACUUUUCAACCGCAAAAGUUGACAAGAAGAGCCGUAUUCGUUCAACAUUAUACCGAUCCAGCUCGAGAUUUAUACUAUUAUAACGAGCGACAGAUCGUCAUGUUCGCGCGACCAUUAUUCUCAGCGACUCUCCGGCAAGCCGCCCGGCCCAUUGCCCGUCCGGUGAUAUGCAGUCGGCCAGCACCGUUCCUCACAGCCUUCCAGCAGCGAUUUCUCUCCGAUCAAACGCGACAGGCCAUUGAGAAAGCUGUCUCCUCGGCGCCCGUUGUGUUGUUCAUGAAGGGCACCCCCGAAACGCCGCAGUGCGGGUUUUCGCGCGCUUCCAUUCAGAUUCUCGGCCUGCAGGGCGUAGACCCCGGCAAGUUCGCUGCCUUCAACGUGCUAGAGGACGAGGAGCUCAGAUCAGGUAUCAAGGAGUUCUCGGACUGGCCCACAAUCCCGCAACUCUAUAUCAACAAGGAAUUCGUCGGCGGUUGCGAUAUUCUCGUAUCGAUGCACCAGGACGGUUCCCUAGCCAAGAUGCUUGAGGAGAAGGGCGUCCUAGCCCCUCUCGACGGCGCAUCCGAAUCUAAGGACUAGAGCAAGUUAAAAAUGAGCGUAGUAUGCGAUGGGUAAUGAUUUUAUUCCAAUAGAGGACAAAAAAAAUACCCGAAUUUCGCUAGACGACUUGUGUACGAUUUGGUUAUGCAUAUAUAAACGUCAGUAUGUAUUUUACUGCAAGAGCGCUUGGUUGGUUGGGGAUUCGUCAAAUACGAUAACCAUCAUUAAAACAGAUCAACAGUAUAUACCUCAUGUAGCCAAGAGACCUCGAGAUAAU
This is a messenger RNA of Daldinia caldariorum, 875 nucleotides long. Its product is annotated as glutaredoxin. The record is from RefSeq and is a predicted model, not a curated record. Bases 158 to 637 code for a protein of 159 amino acids. Lineage: Eukaryota; Fungi; Ascomycota; Sordariomycetes; Xylariales; Hypoxylaceae. The transcript has 3 exons.